GUUCCUUUUGCUUUGAAAAGGAAAUUUUCUUAAGUGAUCUCUUUGUAGACAGCCACUAAUUGCCUUUGAAUAAGAUCAUUUUUACUUCGAAAAUAAUCUACAUCCCUUACCUCUAUCAGAGAAAUGGUUAAGGUAAAAAAGGUUUAUGCAAGAAAAUACAUUGCACAAAAAUCCUGUUGAAGUCCGUUAGGAAGUCUUCGUCAAGCAACAACGGAGUCUGCACAAGGGAGCCCCGAAAAGCGCACAAAAAAAUGUAAUGAACAAGAAGAAGGACAGCAAAAAAAUCAUCAGAAAUCUAUGAAAAAAGAAGCUAAAAAGAAGUGAAUAAGAAGUUCACAGUGCGUAGCAAAUAUUCAUGUGAGGCGAAAGGUACAGAUUUCUGGGCUAGUGUUUUCCCCAGUUUCUUUCAAGGGCAUGUUGUUGCAACCUGGAUGCCUUCCGCUUUUCCUUUUUAGUCAGUCUUUCUUUCCUAAUUAUGAUAUUCGCUGUUUUACAACAUUAUAAACAGGUACUCAAAAUAACAAAGAAGGUUGGAUCUUUGUCGGUUCACUUCGUCGAAACACAGUCUAUCUUAUAUCAGACUACCUUCCAUGGAGAUGCAUAUGAAAAAGUGAACUACAAUCGUAAAGUAAAAAAUAUAUAGAAUUGUUAAAGCAAUUGUAUACAACAUUACAAUAAAAAGAAGAAUGAAAAAGCCUUUGAGUAGCAUUUCUUCAUUUUAGUGACGAUAAUAUAUGCAUGUACGUAUAUACCUUUAAGACGUUUAUUAUUUCUUGAAUUUUGCAUUUAACCCAAAAAUUUCGUGUUAAGUCUCAUGCGAUACGAGCAGCAAUAGCAAUGACUUUUUGUUAUGAACACAAAGAGCCCUACCGGUUCAAUUGAAUUUAUUGUCAUUGACAUGUUGGAAGGGAUGGGAAUCGAUGUAUCAACGCCGAUCUCACAGCACCAUUCCUCUAAUAAAGAGUCACCUGGAAGUCGUUGGUUUUGUACGGAGGUGUUAAAAAGACGCUUAGCAGAGAUGCAGUAGCUAUGUGAAGAGGGUGAAGCACAGCCCGGCAGAUUCAUAAGAGACAUUAUUUGAAAAACAUUAGUGGUUCAAUCAGUAAGUCGCGACAUUUAAGCGUUCCCUCGCUCUUUUCUUUAUUCUGAUACUCUAUUCACUUGUUUCUCUCAUAAGGAUUGAUUCUAAUGAGUAAGAUUGACUACAUUUUCUUUUUAUACAAUAUUGUAUUUACAUUUUGAAUAAUUUUGGUAUACAUAUGGAAAUCUAGAGGUAGCAUUUUAAAAAGGUGGCAAUGUCAGAAGGAAGCUUCUGUUGAUGCUGUAGAAUCUUUAUAUUAUUUAUUCAUCGUCUUUAGCUAAAAAAUGAUUUUGGCAUAACUCGAGGAAUUAAAAGUUUAUUUUAUUCCUCGUAACACAUAUUCUCGUUGUAUUUUUCAAGGCAAGUAUGUUUUCGCUAUCAUGAAAUUGUGAACUUCCUUUAGGAAAAUGAAUAUGUCCGUUGGCAAUUCGUAUUCAUAUUAUGAUUAUUGUUUAUUGUUUUCUACGGUUUGUGGCCUUGAUAUAUAUUUUACCUUUUAGUUUUCUAAAACUUUUCUCUAAAAUAUCUAUCAUUUGAGUAAGCUUCACUGUGGUGUAUUUUCUGAUUACAUAAAAUUUAUCAUUGUAAAAAUAUAAUUUCAAACAGGAAAUUUUAAGAUAAAUAAGUUGAACAUAAAUAGAGGUGAGGGUUUAAAAAGAAGGAAAAGAAAAAGAUAUCAUAACCGCUGUACAUCUGAAAAUGUCUGCUCCCCAAAAGGAGGAAUCCGGUAAUGUGCAUCCGCUCAACCGCAGUUGGACGCUGUGGUACGACAGCUCAUCAACAUACAACACAGAAAGCUGGGGACUUUCCCUUGUUCCGAUCAUAACAGUGAAAACAGUUGAGGAUUUCUUCCUCAUGUUGAAAUAUAUGAAGCCACUGCAUGCCCUGCGUACGUCUGCUCAGUAUCACUUUUUUCAGGAGGGCGUGAAGCCCAUGUGGGAAGAUGAAGCAAACAAGGGUGGUGGUAAGUUGUGGGUGAAUAUCGAUCCAAAUAGUCUUGUGGGCAAUAAUAGUCAAGCCAAAGGCCUUUUGGAGGACAACACAGUGGGCGCUUCGAAUGCGAGCAGUAAUGUGGUGACGGAAAGAGAAAGGGUCGAUUUGGAUUCUAUUUGGAAAAAUGUGCUCAUGGCACUUGUAGGCGAAGCCCUUGAGGACCCUGAUGAUCCAGACCUGCAGAUAGUUGGUGUGGUGAUGGCCAAGAGAAAGUAUCACAAUCGUCUAGCCUUGUGGUUAAAGAAUGGGAACAAUGAUAGUGCAAUAGAUUCGAUUAAGAAGAGAUUGAUUCAAGAAGCGCCACUUCAUGGAUUAGCUCCCUUAGCUUUUACGAGGCACAGCGACUUGGCAGGAGGGAAAGGUUGA
Molecule: messenger RNA, 2440 nt
Organism: Phytomonas sp. EM1
Lineage: Eukaryota; Euglenozoa; Kinetoplastea; Trypanosomatida; Trypanosomatidae
Source: the annotation of a GenBank genome assembly